UCAUAGUUUCUGAAGUAGUACCCAUAAAACUAUAAACCAUUUUCUGUUUAAGCCAUGGACUUAAAUGUUUUCUUGAAGGAAACAGUUUGUCUAAGGCCGUCUGAACAGUCCCAAAGACAAACUAUUGAACUUUCUGGUCUGGACAGGAUAUCCCCUGCAAUUCUCUAUGCUGUCUUCUUUUAUAAAUGUAACUUGAACUCAGAGGCAGAAAAUAGUAUUGAGAGAGCCAAGAGAGCUCUCCAAAAGGUUCUGGUUUCAUGGUAUCCAGCUGCUGGGAGAUUUAGAAUCAGUGAUGCAACGGGGAAGCUGGAGAUUGACUGCAACGAUGAAGGUGUAACCAUGAUCACUGCAGUGUGUGAUUCCAAGCUUGAAGAGCUUGGCAAACUGCAUGAAUACAAACCAUGCUAUGAAAAGCUUGUUCCGCAGCUUUCUGAUGCUGAUGAUAUAUCAAAAAACCCACUUGUUCUUGUGCAGAUAACAAGGUUUGCUUGUGGAGGGCUUUCAGUUGGUGUUGGAGGUAGCCAUGCUUUAUUUGAUGGCAGUGGAGCAUUCACUUUUCUAGCAUCAUGGGCUCAUAUAUCAAGUGGGAAAGAUGAAUCUGACCUUAUUGUUCCCAACCAUUCAAGAGAUGCGAUUUUGCAUGCUAUCUAUUCUCUGCAUUCAACCCCUUCAGCUGCUUCAAUUUAUGAACAAGACCACAUAAUAGCUAUUGAAGAUCUCUAUGGGAUACCAAUGCAGGCCAUGGCAUCCGAUGACAGAUGUUGGGAAACUGCACUAGCAAAAUUCAGCCAAGUUGAUCCUCAAGGGGCACCUGAACUUAUUACAUUGUGCAUCAAUAAGGAAACUGUUGAGACAUUGAAGGCAUUAGCAAUCGAGAGGGGCAAGCUCUUGAAGUGUUCUACGUUCGAUGUUUUAUGUGCACACGUAUGGAAGGCAAGAGUAAAGGCUCUUCUUCUAGAUCCCAACACAAAUAUAUGUUUGCAGUUCCCAGUUGAUUCCCGAAACAGGUUCCAACCUCCACUUGGCGAAAACUUUACUGCCAAUGCCUUUGUUCUCGCCUCAGUUUCGUGUUUAGUGAAAGAACUAUUAGAAGAACCUCUUCACAGCACAAUUCAUAAAAUUCAAGCAGCAAAAGACAUUAUUACUGAUGAGUACAUCAAACUAUACGCAAAAGCUCUCGAGUCCUCGAACAAGUUUUUACCUUCUAUGCGAGAAUUGACAAUUAUUACUGAUUGGUUGAAGUUCCCCUUCAAUGCACUAGAUUUUGGUUGGGGAAAACUUUCUAGUGCUGCUCUUUUAGCAACUCCUGUGCAGGAAACUGCAUUUCUGAUGAUGAAUCUUGAAGAAUCUGGAGGUUUCUUAGUUCGGAUUGGAAUUGGAGGUCAAUACGUGCAUGAUCUUAUCAGCAACUUCAAUAACUUCAACUACUGCUGA
Molecule: messenger RNA, 1434 nt
Organism: Quercus lobata
Lineage: Eukaryota; Viridiplantae; Streptophyta; Magnoliopsida; Fagales; Fagaceae
Product: brassinosteroid-related acyltransferase 1-like
Exons: 3
Coding region: 55-1434 (459 amino acids)
Molecular function (GO): acyltransferase activity, transferring groups other than amino-acyl groups
Source: RefSeq, a predicted model, not a curated record